AUGUCAUACAAUGGAAUAGGCUUACCGACAGCACGAGGGUCAGGCACUUCAGGGUAUGUGCAAAAGAAUUUGGCCAGCAAUAAGAAACGCCUGGGAUAUUAUGAAUCCCGCCAAAGCCAAUUAAACAAAACAAAGCAAGAAUCAAAGGGGAAAUUGAUCAUCGAGCAGAUAAAUCGUCAGCAAGCAAAACAGGAAAUUCUCAGGCAUGACGAUUUACGAAGUAUCGAAGUGAAAUGCAGUGAAUUGAGAGAUAAACUAGAAGACGAAGAUAUGGAUGAAGAUGAAAUUGAUAAAAGAGUAGAAGCAUUGCGAGAAAAGCUAACGAAUGAUUCUGCCAAGGAAUCAGAAAUCGGAAAAUUUGAAGAUAAGAGUAUAAACAAAGAUAAAAGGGAAUCUACGGAGUAUAUACCGAGAUAUCCCAAGGAUAGACCACGGGUCAGGGAUGAAACCAAGUGA
Molecule: messenger RNA, 456 nt
Organism: Spathaspora passalidarum NRRL Y-27907
Lineage: Eukaryota; Fungi; Ascomycota; Pichiomycetes; Serinales; Debaryomycetaceae
Product: U2-type spliceosomal complex subunit
Exons: 1
Coding region: 1-456 (151 amino acids)
Source: RefSeq, a predicted model, not a curated record